CACUCAUCAUCACAUUAGUUGAUUGAUAUCGAUUGAGAGUACAAAUCCGACGUGAAUCUCUUGUUCAAUCAUGUCGCAAGCAGCCGUUGCCAGCAGCAGUGUGAACUACAAGCUGCCGGAUCUGAGCUAUACGCCCGGAGAUCUCACCGAGCCGGAAUAUCGUCUGCCCUCGCACCAGCAGCUGCUGGACGCGAAACUCAAGCCACAAAAUGCGCCCGAACGGGAGCUACCCCUAAGCCGUCUCUAUUUGGACGAGGAGGCGGACCGAUUUGACCGAGCCGGAGCGAAGGAGGUGAGCAGACAAUUUCCAGCUCUAGCCGCCGCCCAGGCCAAAUACACUGGUCAACUGAACCAGAACUCGAGUCUAGGUCCGUCCGAGUUGGACUUCUCGCCCGGCAGGGAUCUGAUCUCAAGUAGACCAGUGCCCGCUCCCACUCCCGCUCCAGCUGAGACAGACUUGAGCCGUAAGAUGCCAUUGCACUCGAUUACGGAGAAGCCGAAUGAACGUUGUCCGUCGCCCGUAGUGCCAGCGUAUGCGAACUUCGAGCUGGCCAAGCGAAUGCAUCAGGAUAACCUCGACCAUCAGCCGUUGCCCGAUUGCGUCGCUGACUUGGCCUUUCGCAAGGCCCAAAUAACAGGAGGUCACGGCGGCCUAGCCCUCGACAUCGAUCCGAUUGCCACGGGCGUUGGUGUGAAGACCCACAACGCCGGCCCGACGCACUGCACCAAGAUGAAAGUCUAUCGACCAAAGACGGGAGGCGUUCUACCCAAAGCCUUGAACGGAGAUCCGUUCCGUGGAAUCGGUUCGGCGCCACCGAAAAAGAUGGGCGCCAUGGACCUGGCCAUUGGGUGGGACUUCAAGCCUGCCAAUCCGGCGGACGAGCCUCGUCUGGCAAGGCACAUAGAUGGCUCCAACGAUUCCGCUGGACCGGCCGUGUUCACGUGCGUCAAAACGCCUAGAGAAGAGCAGCCCAACAUAGAGCUGGGUCGCUCUGCGGGCGUAUUUACAAGCACCAUGGGUGAACCGGACUUUUUCGACAAGGACAUACUACGGCGGAAAACGGACUUUGCCGGCCGAUCAAUGGCUCGGGAGGAGAACUGCGGCUGCGACUACGCACCGCCUGCGCGUGCACGCAGUGUCUCGCGGGAGUCCAGCGCUUCGCAUUGUCGUCGAGCUCCAAAUUUACUCGACUCCAGCGGGCACUCCGGCGGCGUUAGCUUUGGACUGCCAACGAAUCGCCUAGCCAAGCAGUAUCAGUCCUCGCCCAUGCUGGGCGAUAAAGCCUAUCAAGCGCUGCGAGAGAAGUAUCUCGGACCGGACACCAGCGAUUGCCACACGGGCUGUCCGCAAAUCCCGGGUCCGGCUUGCAGGCGAGAUCAGCCAGCUCGGCGGCCGACGCGUCGCCUGUGCCACAAAGUGGCACCGGCUCCCCGAUGCUGUCCCUCGGCUCACGGCCAUUGCCUGUCGAGCAAGGCGGCCUUUCGUGCCGGCAUGCCCAAGCUGAAUGCCUCCGGCGAUUUCGUGGGCAUCCCGCCGAGCUGCGGAGCUGCCUCGGGUGGGGCUGCACGUGUUUUGGUCGUGCCACGCCCCCGACAGCCGUAUGCGAAAAAGAACUACGACAUCGACACGCUAGUGCCGCCGUUUCGCAGUCAAGGCGGCGGCGCCGGACAAGGCGGCUAUCCGGAGCACUGGAGGCUGGCCAGCGUCUAUCAGCACGCCUACAAGCCGCCCGAGCAGCGCAGGAGACCCCUGCUGCAGACUGUCUACAAGUAGAGCUGCAGCUUGCUAAGAGAUCCGUCGGUUCUUCAGUAGAGAUCUCUUCUGGGGCCAUGAAGGAAGGACAAGGAGAUGGCUCUGUCCAAAUAGGAUCCCUUCUACACCAGCUCUAGAGGAAUUCCUUAAGGAUAUUCGAAUUUCUUUAAAUUAGGUUAGGAUAUGCCUAUCUCUUCUUUUUAGAUUAAAAUCCAUGCCUUAAAAGCGAGAUAUCCCUUGAAAGGAAGAAUAUGAAAAUAGGUUAACUCUCUACUCAUUGUUUCAGAUGGAAAAGGGAUCUCUUAAAAGAUAAAUAUUGCUUAAGAUAUAUUGGGAAUAUUAGGGAAUACCGCCUUACAUUAGGAGAAGCUACUAUUCAACAAUUCAUGUUAUUUCAUCUGAGAUUCAAAAGAGGCCUAUUGAAAGUACUUCCUGUUCCAAUUCAAAGAUAGAUAUCCUUAGCUCUUUGAACUAGAAACUCAGGAGCUUUACCUGAGCUUGGUGUUACCAGACUUUACACUAAAAGGCCAUUACGAUCAUGGGCUUUUGCAUAUGAGGACCAAUAACCGAAUCGAUGAGUUUUAAAAGUCUAGCAAAGUUAGGAACAGACAUUAAAUUAGACCAUAGUUUCGUCAUAUGGAAUCGUAAUCGCCUUAAACUAUAAAAAUGAACAAAUCGAAUUCCUGGAAUACAAAUAAAUCAACGUUUUUUUUUUCA
This is a messenger RNA of Drosophila mojavensis, 2470 nucleotides long. RefSeq lists its product as uncharacterized. The record is from RefSeq and is a predicted model, not a curated record. Bases 71 to 1774 code for a protein of 567 amino acids. NCBI's taxonomy places the organism in Eukaryota, Metazoa, Arthropoda, Insecta, Diptera, Drosophilidae. The transcript has a single exon.